Molecule: messenger RNA, 832 nt
Organism: Triticum dicoccoides
Lineage: Eukaryota; Viridiplantae; Streptophyta; Magnoliopsida; Poales; Poaceae
Exons: 1
Coding region: 82-408 (108 amino acids)
Source: RefSeq, a predicted model, not a curated record
GAAUACCGAACGUCGAUCUACAAGUCAGUGCUCCUCCUAUACUAGCUAACACUCUCCGGCGGAUUGAUUAGCUAAGCUAGCAUGGAUACAAAGGCGUGCGUCUCGCUCGUAAUCCUCGCGCUCCUGCUCGCCGGCCCUAACACGAGGGCAGCGGCGCUCCCCGGCAUCGACGCCGCGGCGGCGGUGAUGCCAACGUCGUCGUCGUCCAUGAAGCUGGAGGACGGCGUGGCGACGGAACUCGCGGAUUCGGCUACGGUGGACCUGGAGGGGCACCGCCGCGUCCUCGCCGGCAGAGGCAUCAGCGCGAGCUCCCUGAACCCCAACAAGGCAGCCUGCACCAGGACGUGCCCGGCGCGCGGAGGGGCCUACACCGGCCGGGCAUGCCUCCGAAGGUACCAGUGCCGUUAGGGGGAGUGAACCGAACAGCCCUCAGGCUGUCGGUCCAACCUCCUUCCCGCACUGCACUUCGUCCGUCCGAUCAGUGUUUCACUGUAUAUUUCCAUUUCCGUUUUGACCAUGUAUUUUACGAUAGUGUCAUGUUUCUUGGAGUACUCCCUCAAGUUUUUUUACUCCGCGUAUAAAUUUUGGUCAAAGUCAAAGUACACAAGGUUUGACCAAAUUUAUGUUAAAAAAUAUGAACAUCUAUGAUACUAAGAUUAUAUAGUAUGAAACUACAUUUGAUGAAGCAUCUGAUAAUGUUGAUUUCAUCUGGUGAAUGAUGAUAGUUUUUAAUAUAGAGUAAGUCAAACUUUAUAAAACUUGAUUUUGACCAAACCUUAUAUGCAGACUAAAAAAAAACGGAGGGAGUACGUGUAACUUUGCAUGCAGUCUU